AUGUCCUUUAGAUCACAAUCAACAGGGAGCAGUCAAUUCGCGGAGAAGAUAACAGAGGAUCCUGUAACGUACAAGACCGCACAAAGCACCGUGACAUGCAUAUACCAAACGCAUAUAUCCGGAUUUUGGAGAAACGUGACGGUUCUAUGGUCCAAGAAUCUCAUGAACCAUUCGCUUACGGUCAUGGUAACAAACGUAGAAGGCGAUAUGAAUUAUUGCUGCAAGGUUGAUCUCAAGCCGUGGCAUUUCUGGAACAAGAAAGGUUACAAGUCGUUCGAGGUGGAAGGUAACACGGUAGAGGUCUAUUGGGAUUUCAGGUCAGCGAAAUUCGCGAACAGCCCCGAGCCGAGCUCGGACUUCUACGUGGCUCUAGUCUCGGAGGAGGAGGUGGUUUUGCUUGUGGGUGAUUACAAGAAGAAGGCUUUCAAGAGAGCAAAGUCGAGACCCGCUUUGGUCGAAGCUGCCUUGUUCUACAAGAAAGAAAACGUGUUUGGGAAGAAAAGUUUUUCUACGAGGGCAAAGUUUUACGAUAGGAAGAAAGAGCACGAGAUCAUCGUGGAGAGCUCGAUCUCGGGGCCUAAAGAGCCGGAGAUGUGGAUAAGCAUAGACGGGAUUGUGUUGGUGCAAGUCAAGAAUCUGCAAUGGAAAUUCAGAGGGAAUGAGACGGUGCUUGUAGAUAAACAACCGGUUCAAGUGUUUUGGGAUGUGUAUGAUUGGUUGUUCAGCGCGCCAGGGACAGGGCAUGGUUUGUUUAUAUUCAAACCGGGGACUGUUGAAGAGAGCGACAUGGAAGGAAGUGGUCACGGUGGUGGUGAGAGUGAUACGAGCACAGGGAGCAGAUAUUAUUCGACCAAGAGUAGCUCUUUGCCGCCGGAGUUUUGCCUCUUUCUUUAUGCAUGGAAACUUGAGUAG
Messenger RNA from Microthlaspi erraticum, 912 nucleotides. Lineage: Eukaryota; Viridiplantae; Streptophyta; Magnoliopsida; Brassicales; Brassicaceae. The record is from the annotation of a GenBank genome assembly.